Molecule: messenger RNA, 2331 nt
Organism: Quercus robur (English oak)
Lineage: Eukaryota; Viridiplantae; Streptophyta; Magnoliopsida; Fagales; Fagaceae
Product: probable WRKY transcription factor 31
Exons: 5
Coding region: 209-2077 (622 amino acids)
Biological process (GO): regulation of DNA-templated transcription
Molecular function (GO): DNA-binding transcription factor activity; sequence-specific DNA binding
Source: RefSeq, a predicted model, not a curated record
ACUUCUUAAAAGCAAGCCACGAAAGUACUGCAACCUUACCUCUUCAAAUCCCUUCAUUUUCUCUUCUUCCAAAUCUAAUACAAUAUUCAACUCUACACACCACACUACUCUUUGGUCUUCUUUCUAAAGUCUCUACCCCCCUUUUAUAGCCGCGUCCAUUGCACCGUUUAAAGACUGAUACAUCUCUCUCUAUUUCUCUCUUGGAUUUAUGGCCAAAGGAGGUGGACUCUCCAUUGAUUUAGAUCCAAUUGGCUUCUUUCUCCACCAGCCAAUAGUACUCAACUCAUUCCCCGAAGACAACAUUAACAACCACAACAAUUUCAAGUGUAAACUUACUGCCAUGGAUGCUACACUCAAUAAUAGGUCACCUCCCUCCACUAUCCAAUUCCCAGUUAACCUUAACUGCUCCAAUCUCCGUGAUUCACCUCCACCGUCCGAUGACAAACGAACGGUCAUCGAUGAGAUGGACUUCUUCGCCGAGAAAGACCGUGACAACAAGGCUGCCCCCUCUACCGAUCAUGCCGAUAAAAAAGACGACUUAGACCGUCCGACCACGUUAGAGUUUAACGUAAACACUGGUUUGAAUCUUCUUACUACGAACACUUGUAGCGACCAAUCCAUGGUGGACGAUGGCAUAUCACCGAACGUGGAAGAUAAAAGAGCUAAGAGUGAGCUAGUUGUUAAUAAAGCUGAGCUUGAGCGAAUGAAGGUGGAGAAUCAGCGACUAAAAGAGAUGCUUAAUCAGGUUACCACUAAUUACAAUGCUCUCCAGAUGCAUUUGAUGACUCUGAUGCAGGCUCCGAAAGCUGAAAACACCGAAGAAAAUGGUAGGGUAGAUGAGAAAGUAGUAGAGGGAAAAAAUAAUGGAGGACUAAUUGUGCCUAGACAGUUCAUGGAUCUUGGGCUGGCUGCUAAUGGUGAUACUGAUGAGAAUUCGGUCUCUUCAUCGGAAGGAAGAAGCCGGGAACGGUCAGGAUCGCCCGGUAACAACGGAGAGUUGGCCUCAAAGAAGGUCAGAAUGAUAAAGGAUGGAAUUAGCGAGGAGCGGCUUGUGUUUGAUCAGGAAAACAAGAAGGAAUAUGGUAGAGGAGAUAAUGGGAGAGAGGAAAGCCCAGGUGGUCAAACUUCACAAGGAUGGGGUCCUAACAAAGUUCCUAGAUUCAAUUCUCCUAAAAAUGUUGAUCAAACGGAGGCCACGAUGAGGAAGGCACGGGUUUCUGUUCGAGCUCGAUCAGAGGCGCCUAUGAUCACUGAUGGAUGCCAAUGGCGAAAGUAUGGGCAGAAGAUGGCUAAGGGAAAUCCUUGUCCUCGAGCUUAUUAUAGAUGCACCAUGGCUGCUGGUUGCCCAGUUCGAAAACAAGUACAAAGAUGUGCAGAAGAUCGGACAAUCCUGAUAACCACAUACGAGGGCAAUCACAACCAUCCUUUGCCCCCAGCUGCAAUGGCAAUGGCAUCCACAACUUCAUCAGCAGCGCGAAUGUUGCUCUCGGGGUCUAUGUCUAGUGCUGAUGGACUAAUGAACUCAAAUUUCCUGACCAGGACACUUCUACCAUGCUCCUCUAGCAUGGCAACAAUCUCAGCCUCAGCCCCAUUCCCAACUGUUACAUUAGACCUAACUCAGUCCCCUAACCCUUUACAAUUGCAAAGGCCACAAAACCAAUUCCAAAUCCCAUUCCCAAACCCAACCCAGAAUUUUUCCAAUGCCUCGCCCUCAUUGCUACCUCAAAUUUUUGGUCAGGCACUUUAUAACCAAUCAAAAUUCUCUGGCCUUCAGAUGUCCCAAGAUAUGGACCCUGCCCAAUUACAGGCAUUGCCAAUGAACCAAGGGCAGCAGAACUCAUCACUUUCUGACACUGUGAGUGCAGCCACUGCUGCCAUUGCAUCAGACCCAAACUUCACUGCAGCUCUAGCAGCAGCCAUCACUUCUAUUAUUGGUGGUGGUGCUCAUCCAAACAACAAUGGUAACAAUAAUACCAGCCUCACCACCACCUCCAACAGCAAUGGAAACAUAACUACCAGCAACAGCAAUAGCAAUGGCAACAAUAAAAUCAACAAUUCAAGUUUCCAAGGCAACUAAGCUGAGGCUACUUUCCUCUCACAAAGUUUUCUUUUUUUCUUUUUUGUGGAGUUUUUUAAUUUCCUUUUUUUGGGGGGAUCAGAAAAAGACAGACAAAUACUUUUUUUUUUUUUUUUCAAUUAGUUUUGUCUUUGGAUUAAGCAUAGUUUUCAUAUUCUUUGUUAUUUUGAAUAAUAUGUUCCAAAAAUUGUAUGUCAAAGCAAAGUCAAAAAGGAAAAGAAAGAAAUAAAUAGAAGAAUGCGUAUUAAAGUUCC